AUGGGUGUAAUACGCAAAAAGACCGCCUCGCGCGGCACCGAAGCCGGCACCAAGUUCCAUUGCGACGUGUGCUCGGUCGACGUCACAUCAACAGUCCGAAUCUCCUGCGCGCAUCCUACCUGCCAUGAAUAUGACCUUUGCGUUCCCUGCUUUGCUGCUGGAGAGAGCUCCAAGAACCACGACCCGCCCACCCACCCCUUCCAAGUCAUCGAACAGAACUCUGUCCCAAUAUUCCAGCCGGACUGGGGUGCUGAUGAGGAGCUUCUGCUGCUAGAAGGCGCGGAGAUUUAUGGUCUGGGCUCGUGGGCCGACAUCGCUGACCAUAUUGGUGGCUACCGUAGUAAGGAUGAGGUGCGCGACCAUUACAUUGAUACAUACAUCAAUAGCUCGAACUUCCCACUGCCAGACCGAGCCGAUCCGGAAGACAAGAGUCUCCAGGCGUCGAUCUCAAAAGAAGAGUUCCAGACGCGGAAGAAGCGUCGCAUUGAAGAGCGCAAAGAGGCAGCCAGGGCAGCGCCACCAACAACACCCAAGCAAAAGCCAACCGCUAGUGUACCGGCAUGUCACGAAGUGCAAGGAUAUAUGCCUGGUCGUCUGGAGUUCGAGACAGAAUUCCUCAACGAUGCUGAAGAGGCGGUGCAACACAUGACCUUCGAGCCUGGAGCUGGCAUCGGCCCCAACGGUGAGGUCGAUGCAGAGACCGAACUGAAGAUGACCGUGGUUGAUAUUUACAACUCACGGUUGACGCAACGUACCGAGCGUAAGAAGGUUCUCUUCGAACACAACCUGUUGGAAUACCGGAAGAACAUCGCGCUGGAGAAGAAGCGCACGAAAGAGGAGCGUGAACUGCUGCACAAAGCCAAGCCGUUAGGACGAAUGAUGAAUCGCAAGGACUUUGAGGAUCUGAACAAUGGAUUGGAGUACGAACAUAAUCUGCGCUUGGCCAUCGCGCAGCUCCAAGAGUGGCGGCAGAUGGGUAUUGGCGAUCUGAAAGCUGGUGAGAAGUUCGAGCAGGACAAACAACAGCGUGUUCAACGGAUGGUUCCACAAGGAUCUUUCGAACGCUUUGCCACUCCGCGUCCUAAGCAGGCCCAAGCUGUUGAACCCCCGUCUUCUGCGAAUCAGCUCACCACUCCUGAGCUGCCCCUCCGGCUCCAGAAAGCUGCCAACCCCUACAAGCAGCCCGACCCAGACAAUAUGCCGAUGAAUGACUUUGACCUUAUGUUUGCGACAAAUGGUGAUGCUGCUCCCACGCCGCCGGUAAAGACCAAGUUUAUCGUGCAGCCACUAAGCGGGUUGCCAGCAUGGAAACUGGACAGUGACCGCGCAGCUGAUCUUCACCUACUCGCGCCGGAAGAGAUCGAAGUGUGCAAUGUGCUACAUCUCAUGCCCAAGCCAUAUUUGGUUGUCAAGGAAACGCUGUUGAAGGAGGCAAUGAAGCAAGGCGGCAAUCUAAAGAAAAAGGAUGCCCGUGCAAUUUGCAAGAUCGAGGGGACCAAGACGAGCCGCAUCUAUGACUUUAUGGUACACAGUGGAUGGAUCAACAAGGUGUAG
This is a messenger RNA of Penicillium daleae, 1554 nucleotides long. RefSeq names its product chromatin-binding transcription regulator ADA2 (gene adaB). The record is from RefSeq and is a predicted model, not a curated record. The coding region runs from base 1 to 1554 and encodes 517 amino acids. Gene Ontology annotation, biological process: regulation of transcription by RNA polymerase II; chromatin remodeling. The transcript has 3 exons. Gene Ontology annotation, cellular component: SAGA-type complex; nucleus. Gene Ontology annotation, molecular function: transcription coactivator activity; protein binding; zinc ion binding. Lineage: Eukaryota; Fungi; Ascomycota; Eurotiomycetes; Eurotiales; Aspergillaceae.